This is a messenger RNA of Daphnia carinata, 2545 nucleotides long. RefSeq names its product glucose dehydrogenase [FAD, quinone]-like. The coding region runs from base 160 to 2040 and encodes 626 amino acids. The transcript is spliced from 10 exons. The record is from RefSeq and is a predicted model, not a curated record. NCBI's taxonomy places the organism in Eukaryota, Metazoa, Arthropoda, Branchiopoda, Diplostraca, Daphniidae. Gene Ontology annotation, molecular function: oxidoreductase activity, acting on CH-OH group of donors; flavin adenine dinucleotide binding.
AGGAAUGUUAUUGCAAAGCAUAUGCAGCAGAAAGUGAUUUAACGACUAGCUGAUACGCCAUUCCAGCCCUACUUCCCAGCUAGUAGUUCUUUAGCACCGGUUUGGCCAUGUCGUACUAUUUGGACUCGGAUCAUUCGACAAAAGGCCAUGUAAAGAGACAUGCAGCCGACAGUGUUCCUGAUAUUCGCCCUUUGGAUCCAACCAAUCGUUUGCACAGAUCGCACCUCUUCGUUUGCACUAUUCAAUUCUUACAUACGUGGCCACUUGGAUGGAAGGGUAGAAGAUGUUCACAAUCUAUUACCAGAAUACGAUUUCAUUGUCGUUGGAGGGGGUUCGGCUGGGGCAGUACUUGCAUCAAGGCUCUCAGAUAUAGCCGGAUGGACAGUCCUGUUGCUAGAAGCUGGAGGUUUGGAGACCAUCACUUCCGACAUCCCUGGCCUUGCCAAGUUCCUUCAGUUAACUGACAUCGACUGGCAAUAUCAAACAGAGCCGCAACCAGGUCAAUGUUUGGCUUUAAAAGAUGAACGGUGCAAUUGGCCGCGUGGGAAAGUUCUGGGUGGUUCGUCCGUAUUGAAUUACAUGUUGUACGUACGUGGUAAUAAACGUGAUUACGAUGGCUGGGCGAAGGUGGGCAAUUACGGCUGGUCGUGGAAGGAUGUCCUUCCGUACUUCAUCAAAUCGGAAGACAAUCGCAAUCCUUAUUUGGCAAGGAAUAAAGAAUACCAUGGAACUGGCGGAUAUCUGACCGUACAAGAAGCUCCAUUCCACACUCCACUUUCAGCUGCAUUUGUCCAGGCAGGCGUCGAAUUGGGUUACGAAAACCGAGACUGCAAUGGAGAAAUCCAAACAGGUUUCAUGAUUCCUCAGGGAACAGUGCGUGAUGGAAGUCGAUGUUCAACGGCCAAAGCUUUUCUGCGUCCAGUCCGCAAGCGGAAGAAUCUGCACGUCGCUCUAUGGGCUCAUGUGCAUCGCGUUUUGAUCGACGAUCAGAAACGAGCUUACGGAGUUGUUUUUGAACGUGAUGGAAGGAUCCAAAGGAUUCGAGCACGUAAAGAAGUCAUCCUGUCAGCCGGCGCUAUCGGUAGCCCACAGCUGAUGCUGUUGAGCGGAGUAGGUGACCCGACCCACCUACAACAGGUGGGUAUUUCUGUCAAACAUAGCCUUCCGGGUGUUGGCCAGAACCUGCAAGACCACAUUUCUGGCAGAGGAAUGGUUUACCUGAUUAACGAAACUGUUUCAUACGUCGAGACGCGUUUUAUCAACAUACCGUCUGUUUUGAAUUAUGUCAGAAAUAGAGGACCGCUGACUGCCCUGAGUGGCACAGAAGGUCUUGCAUGGGUAAAAACCAAAUAUGCUGAUCCUAAUGACGAUUAUCCCGAUAUGCAGCUUCAGUUUAUCGCUGGCUCACCUAUUGCGGAUGGCGGCGUAACACUGAAGGCAAAUGAUAACGUCAAAGAUUCAGUCUGGAAGGAGUAUUACGAGCCUAUUGCAUAUCGUGACAGUUGGCAACCCAUUCCUAUAGUGUUACGACCCAGAUCUAAGGGCUAUCUUCUACUGCGCUCUAGCGACCCAUAUGAUAAGCCGCUCAUUUAUGCCAACUACUUUGCAGACGAAUAUGACUUGAAAGUGAUGAUAGAAGGCAUGAAAAUUGGGCUGGCAUUGAGCAAGACGAAGGCAUUCCAGCGCUUUGACUCGCGCCUGUAUGACAAACCGUUCCCUGGGUGUGAAACUUUGCCAUUGUGGACUGACCAAUACUGGGAGUGCUUCUUACGCCACUAUUCUACCACGCUUUAUCACCAAGCUGGCACCUGCAAAAUGGGAAAUAGUUCAGACCCUACGGCUGUCGUUGAUCCUGAACUACGCGUUUACGGCAUGCAAGGAUUGCGCGUUGUGGACGCUUCUAUUAUGCCGGAUGUCGUAUCUGGAAACACCAACGCACCAGUCAUCAUGAUAGCGGAGAAAGCGGCUGAUCUCAUCAAGGAAUUUUGGUUGAAAAGAUCAGAAUCACCUAAUGAUAUUGAAUCUGGGCAUCUUGAUUAAAUCAUUUUAUUUAUAUCUCUCAGUCAAUAGUUUUGGUUCGGUAUGCAUGAUUUAUUCUUGUGUUGCACGUUAGUGUGCCCAUAAGAAUAAGCUCACUCCCAGCAAACCGCGUUGGCUAAUCGUGCAUAGCGAAUCAUUUUGUUUAAAUAGCCCCUCUGAUUAAAAUUUUCAUUGAUCCAUACUGUCAACUUGCAGGGAAUUUCAUCUUAGUAACAUUUCAGUCACACAGUCCUGUCAAUAGUUUGUUUUCUCUAUUGAAAUGUUGGCAGCUGUCCGUUUGUCGAAUCGUUAAGUUGUAUCCUACGACGAUAAGACUUAACGUUUGUAACACAUGAUCAAAGGAAAGCAGAGUUUGCAAAUCUAUAAUUGCCAAAUUGCAUUUGCAAACUUUCUUCCUUUUUUUUUUUACCAAUAAAGAAAUCGAAUGCCGUGAAACGGAGGAUCGCGUGUCAGAUAAGGCCUUAAGGAUGAAAUAAUGGCGUUAUACUCCCCAAAUAAAAGCGUG